UACGCACACUCUUUGAAAACUAGUUGUUGCCUUUCGUUUCACAAAAUUUUAUAUAACUUUCGGGGUGACAACACGGCCGACACAUAAACAAAAUAGAAAUCGCAGCUUGUGAUUACAUAGGUACACUCCUCACACAUCUGCAACACGGCCUGCAGUUCCAAAUUCUUCGUGUUUUAGACCAAGGCGUUCCGUUCCAGAAGUGGUAAACACACAACAAAAACCACAGCUGACACAACAACAACAACGAACAACCUGUGUGCGUUUGAUUAAUAUUCCUGGUUAGAUACAUUCAAUUAUCAGAAGCUAGCAUCAUGUCGAUCAGACGAGCCAUGUCCACAACGGCCUCCAAGGAGUGGCGGGAUUACUUUAUGAGUACCCACUUCUGGGGCCCGGUGGCCAACUGGGGUAUUCCGGUGGCUGCUCUGGCGGACACACAGAAGAGUCCCAAGUUCAUCUCCGGCAAAAUGACAUUGGCUCUGACCCUGUACUCCUGCAUCUUCAUGCGAUUCGCCUACAAGGUGCAGCCCCGGAACUGGCUGCUCUUCGCCUGCCACGCCACCAAUGCCACCGCCCAGACGAUCCAGGGCCUGCGCUUCCUCCACUACAAUUACGGGUCCAAGGAGCAGCAGGCAUAAGCAACGCAGCCUUGAAUCCCACUUCCCCGAGAACGACGCGCGAAGCCACCUCAAAUGUUUACCCAACAGCAGCAGCUACCGCAAUUUACUGCCACCACACGCAACAAACAUCUAGCAAAUUGCACUGCCCUCCAAUUCAAAGCCCAAGGGGUGAAGUAAUUGCCGUGAAUCACACCCGCACAAUUGGUUGAAUCUCGAAUCGCAAAGUUGUCGUGCCGCUUGCGUCGAUUUCUCGGCGGUCCAAUCCCAAUUCCAAUCGAGUCUAUCCUAUCCCAAUCUUGUUGUUUUGCCUAUUUACAUAGUUAAUUCCGUUUGGCAGUUGAACAAAAUUUUCAGUCGGUGCAAUCUUUAGUUUACGAUUAUAAAGUAUGAUUACAAGAAAUAGUUAACAGUUUAAUAAAAAAUAGAAAAAUAUAACUUGUCUAUAAUCUGUGACCCCAAAAUGGUUGUAAUAAAAAUUGUAAAUUGAGUUCU
Drosophila subpulchrella is the source of this 1109-nucleotide messenger RNA. It is a transcript of the gene Mpc1, whose product is annotated as mitochondrial pyruvate carrier 1. The transcript has 4 exons. Bases 312 to 635 code for a protein of 107 amino acids. Gene Ontology annotation, cellular component: mitochondrial inner membrane. The record is from RefSeq and is a predicted model, not a curated record. Lineage: Eukaryota; Metazoa; Arthropoda; Insecta; Diptera; Drosophilidae. Gene Ontology annotation, biological process: pyruvate import into mitochondria.